CUAGUCUGUACGUCGUUCGGCGGCAGUGAGAUUUAAAUAGUGAAGGGGAGAGCACGCGUCGUCCUCUAAACUACCGCUCACGCGUUCGCUUACGAUAUAUUACUGAAAUAACUUUUUCCAACACCAUACAUUAGACUUUAUAAAAAAAAUAUCUUUCCACGGAUAAUAUAUAAAUUAUGGUUAUGUUUUAAAUAGACGUUAGGUACUGUAUUUUUGUUAUUGUGCCCGUGGACUUUAUGAUGAUGAUGGCCAGUGCGAAAUUGGUGAGGAACUGUAGCUCGGAGCUGAGCUCUGACAUACGGUCAUUGUCAGUGGCUUCGUCCACCGAGGAACAGGAGUCGACCACCACAGAAUCUGAGUACACUGAAGAAGAAAAAGAGUAUGAACUGGACGAUCUCCAGAUACUGAAAACUAUUGGUACCGGCACAUUUGGUCGCGUGUGCCUCUGUCGAGACAAAGCUGCCGACGAAUAUCUAGCUAUGAAAAUCCUCUCGAUGGCAGAUGUAAUUCGUUUAAAACAAGUCGAUCAUGUGAUGAACGAAAAAAAUAUAUUAUCAGAAAUCAAUCAUCCAUUUAUAGUGAAUUUGCGGUGGUGGACUCACGACGAUUCGUGUAUUUACAUGCUGUUCGACUAUGUGUGCGGCGGCGAACUGUUUUCUUACUUAAGAAAUGCCGGCAGAUUCAGUAAUAGUAUAGGAAACUUCUAUGCAGCAGAAAUAGUAUCCGCAUUGGAAUAUCUUCACGCGCGCAAUAUCGUGUAUAGAGAUCUCAAACCUGAAAACUUAUUGCUAGCGAGAGAUGGUCACUUGAAGAUCACAGAUUUUGGUUUCGCAAAGAAGCUGACAGACCGAACGUGGACAUUAUGUGGUACACCAGAGUAUCUGGCGCCAGAGAUCAUUCAGAGCAAAGGACACAACAAAGCUGUCGACUGGUGGGCUUUAGGUGUUCUUAUUUACGAGAUGUUGGUCGGUUAUCCACCGUUUUAUGACGACAACCCAUUUGGAAUUUACGAGAAAAUAUUGAACGGCCGAGUGGAGUGGCCGCGACACCUCGACCAAAUCGCGAAAGACAUUAUCAAAAAGUUACUUGUACAAGACAGAACAAAAAGGCUUGGCAACAUGAAGUGCGGGUCAGAGGAUGUCAAGAGGCAUAGGUGGUUUAAGCAUAUCGACUGGGCAGACGUUUUCAUGAAAAAAUUACAGCCACCAAUAAUACCAUCAGUCUCCUACGAAGGUGACACCUCCAACUUUGAUGAGUACCCAGAGACCGACUGGAAGGCGGUACGCUCGUUGGAUCCAGAUGAACUUAAACUGUUCGCCAAUUUUUGAUGGGCAACUCACGCAUUCAACUGUGGUUAUAAUUAAGAAAAGUCAUCUUUUGGAACACUUAGUUUAUAUCAAGAUGCCUUUAUAAGGAACUUUGUGUACAUAAUAUCAUCAGAGGUCUAAAGUUAAAUAUAUAGAUAACAAUCAUUUACAUUAAUGUUAUGGUUGUUAAGGUAGUCUUUAAGAUACUUUGUUGUGAUAGUUGAUCUGGGUAUUUAAAAAACUUUCUUUAUAUGAAGAUCUUUUUGACUAUCGCACAGCGUCAAAUGUGAAGUGUUCAUUGGCGUAUGUAAAUAUUGGGUUAAUGUUUUAUUAUAAUUUAUUAGAAGUUUUACCUAUUAAAACUAGUAGAAUUUUGCAGUAAAGGACGUUGAAGUUUAUUGAUAGUAAAAUAUAUUAACAGUCCGUUACUGGAAGAUCUUAUGAGACUGCAAUUACAGUUUCGCAGUGCGUUUGUGUCAUCGUCAAAUGUGCGUCGCAAAUACUUUUAGUAAAUCCUAUUAUAUUUUAUAAAUUAAAUCAGUUAUUAUUUGUAUACCAUAUAUAUUAUCCAAUUUAUAUAUUCAUUAUCAAACACAAAUGUAUGUAUAAUAUAUGAGUAAUUAUAUUUUUUUUUAUUAAUUGUUCUAAAAUAUGUCGCGUAUAGAACGCGACGUCACGCGUGCAUUUAUAUUUAAUAGCUUUGUAUGUAGAUAUUUUAUUUUUGUUAUGAGAGCGCUUCCAGUCAGUGGGAACUAUAUAUUUACACUAUAUUAUUAUAGUAAAAUAUAGUCUCUGACGUAACACUGGCACGUUUGCAUUAGGUACCUGGCAAAUUUUAAAGAAGAUGAAUUGCUUUUAUAAAUUAUUUGUAAUAUGGAUAUAAAUGUAGCACUAAAAAUUUAUAUUUAUAAAUACUUUUUAGAUACCUAAUUAAUUAACUGAAUUUCUUCGUUUAGUAAACACUACUGUAAUAAUAAUCUAAGAUAUUUACUUUUGUUUGAAAUUGUCUGCAUUAUCUUAUGAGCAGCAGUGUUUUAGAAUUUUACAAGAAGUUUUAAAUAAUACUAAGUACCUAUUAAUAUUUAAGUGGCUCAUAAACAAAAAAAAGCACAAAUAUUGGGUAUUGCGAUCGAAUCGAUUAGUAAUUUAGUUACAUAGUAACAUAACUUUUUGUCAAUGGUAUUUAUUCCUUGUAAUGCCAUGAGUUGCCACAAUUUGAGUGAUACGAUUGUUUUAUUACGAUUACCUUUAACGACGUGAAAGACGUAUAAAUAGUAUAAAAUCAACAAUCUUUAAUAGAAUAAUUGUUGGUACUGUAACAGGUUUGAAAUAUAUUCAAAAGAGUUACUACGAAAGCCAGUCGAAACGAAAUAAAAGUAUUUUUUUAUAUUGCCAGAUUUUAUAUAUCUAAUACUUAGUGAAUAAAUAUAAUGUUAAUUUGAAAUCAAUCACGCGUUAGAAUUCCAUUGCUUCCUAUUGCAAAGUUUAACUAUUUAGUCGUUAGUUAAUUUAGAUUUUAUUUGUGGAAGAUUGUUGUUAAAUAUUUGUGAUUUUAUGGGUUAGUCGUUUAUGUGGAUAUGUAGAACUAAUUAUAUUAAGAUUCUGAAUGCUGGCCUGAACUCUUAUUAUACCUUCAUUUAAGUCUAUUUAUAAAAUGUACAUAUUUAAAAAAAUAUAAAUACCUACCUAGCAGGUACAGACUGAAAAAUACACUUUCGUUUUUCGUAUAUAUGUGUCUAUUUAUUUAAUCUAUAUUUAUAACUAAAGCAGGAUAAUUAUAAUGAAACAAAGCUUCUUAAUUAACAGAAAAUUUUUCCUUUAUAUUUGGAAAGUUGUUUAAGGAAAAAUGAAUGAUUAUCGUGAAAGGAUACUAAAGGCUUUUGAUUGUGCGACCUGAAAUCUUUUAAUUUGUUUUCGUGAAAAUUUCCAAAACACUCUUGUAGUGAUUCCUUAGGUCACAAAUCGAAUUUAAGUAUAGAAAUAAUUUCUUUUAAAUCCAAUAUUUUUUUAUGCGAGUUGAUAAAUCAGUUAGAAUAAUAUGUAUUUGCAUUAGAGAGGAAAAGAUUAGUCAAUGUUUAGGUAAGUCAGUUUAAUACUAUUUUUUUACUAAUAUAUUUUAUAUAUUAGUUAUUAUGCCAUUAUUUAUAUUUUUAUGUGUGAAUUUGCACUAGCUUAAGGUUAUGAUGUUAAUUUGUAUUUAUAUGUCGAACUGUAAUUUGCAUAAAAUGAGUCCUUAGGAAAUAUUCUACUAAUAUUAUAAACACGAAAGUUUGUAGUGAUGUUUGAACGUUUACAUAUUUGUGUGUUUACGGAUUGUAAUGAAAUUUAGUACACAGGUGGACAUAUCCUGGAUUAAUGCAGAAUUCACGCGAGUAAAAUUGCGAAUUACAACUAGUCCUAAUGAAAGCCACGCAUUUGUAUUUAAAAUUGGAGUACUAAACCUGCACUAAAAUAAUUUAAAUUUACGACAUAAACAAGUUAUUAGAUAAAAGUUUUAUUAAUGUCGAAUUCAUUUUUAAUGGAUAGAAUGUUUUGAAAAUUCAGAUUUUGUGUAAACAUAAAUGUUAGAUAAAAUAUAAGUAGUUUUCAUAUUUUAACUUUGUAUAAAUCAAAAUCUGAUGUAUUUCACAUAACUUACAGCACAUUUUAUUAUAACAAAUUCUUAAUAAAAUUUAAUACCAUAGUUUAGACGUGUCCAUGUAAAUAACACGUACUGAUGUGCGUCAUAGCCUUUUGAUCUGAGCUAGAAAGUAACAAGUAUAUCAUUAUUUUUUAUUUGUUUGUGUAAUAGAUAUACUUAGUACACAUUUUUAUUGCACGACGGUGGAUAGAGGAUAACGUUGUAAUGUUAUUUUUUUCUCAUGUCAUUCGGAAGUUAAACUGAUAUAAAUUGAAAUACGUACCUAUAUCUUAUCUUUAUGUUGAUAAGAUACCUACAAAUACUUACGAAAUAAUGUACAUAGAAAUCUUGAGGGUGACAGAAACAUUAGGGUGUCUUUGUUUUCGAAAUAGGGCGUUAUUUGAAUAAAUUCUGUAAUUCAUACAUGAUUAGAUCUGUAUCUAAAAUUGUUCUUCAGUAUCGUGAAAUGUUCAUGCAUAAUAUUGGUUAGGUUCAGUUAUUCAUUUAUUCAGUUGAGUUCGGUUAUUGGCUGAGCUUUCUAGAAGAAAUAGGUAUUAUUUUUAGUCGGGCCAUAAUAUAUAACUUCUGUGAUGUUAUUAGUCUUGAAAAUCAUUACAAUUGUAAAUUCAAAAAAGAAGAUUUUUAUAAAAAACGCGUUAGAUUCUAAAAUUUCAUAAUGUACGUACGUAUUAAACUGUGACAGGGUUGUAAAGUGUAUAUUUAAUAGUUAUUAAUUUGUAAAUACACGAAAUAAAUGUGUUCAUAAAAACCUAA
Galleria mellonella (greater wax moth) is the source of this 4701-nucleotide messenger RNA. It is a transcript of the gene Pka-C3, whose product is annotated as cAMP-dependent protein kinase catalytic subunit 3. The record is from RefSeq and is a predicted model, not a curated record. Gene Ontology annotation, molecular function: protein serine/threonine kinase activity; ATP binding. Lineage: Eukaryota; Metazoa; Arthropoda; Insecta; Lepidoptera; Pyralidae. Bases 237 to 1328 code for a protein of 363 amino acids. Gene Ontology annotation, biological process: protein phosphorylation. The transcript has 7 exons.